This is a messenger RNA of Penicillium brevicompactum, 972 nucleotides long. RefSeq names its product putative FHA domain protein SNIP1. Bases 1 to 972 code for a protein of 323 amino acids. Gene Ontology annotation, cellular component: nucleus. The transcript has a single exon. The record is from RefSeq and is a predicted model, not a curated record. Gene Ontology annotation, biological process: mRNA splicing, via spliceosome; maintenance of RNA location. NCBI's taxonomy places the organism in Eukaryota, Fungi, Ascomycota, Eurotiomycetes, Eurotiales, Aspergillaceae. Gene Ontology annotation, molecular function: mRNA binding; protein binding.
AUGGCUGGCUCUGGCGAUGAGCGACGUGACCGUCGCCGCCGCUCCGUGAGCUCAGAUCACCACCGCGAACGUCGACGACGUGAUACCUCCCAAGACGACCACUACUCAAGCUCCAGACGACAAGAUGAUAGGCACCGGAGCUCCCGUCGAGAGAGCCCUCGACGCAGAUCAUCCCGCAGCCCACGUGAAAGGACUACCGACCGAAGUGACCGCGAUCGACCCCGACGCGAACGCCGACGAUCAACCUCCCGCGAUGACCGUCGCCACAGGCACCGCAGUCACCGCAGUCACCGAGAUCGCGAUUCACGCCGUGAAGACGAAGGACGGUCAUCUCGAAGACACCGCGACGCACGCUCCCGCUCCCGCUCCCCGCGACCAUCUCGCAGCUCACCCCCGCGCGCACUAGAGCGAAGCGGCCCGCUACCUUCCCAAAACGAGGCCUUUACAGAUGUGGCGCCCACUUCAGAUGCGCCCGCUCCUGAAAAACAAAAGCCCAAUUUCAACGCUACCGGUAGGCUUGCCGCCGAGAGUAAUACCGUUCAAGUCGAGGGAACCCCUGGAGGGAUCGUCUUGAAAUACCAUGAGCCUCCCGAGGCGCGAAAAGCACCGUCCAAGGAAGCGUGGCGGAUGUACGUCUUUAAGGGGAAAGAUCUGUUGGAAACGGUUGAACUGGGGGAGCGCAGUUGCUGGUUGGUCGGUCGAGAGCAUAUGAUCGUGGACUUCCCAGUUGAGCAUCCCAGCUGCUCGAAGCAGCAUGCCGUUUUACAAUUUCGAUUUGUCGAGAAGAGGAACGAGUACGGUGAUCGCAUUGGCAAGGUCAAGCCAUAUAUUCUUGAUCUCGAGAGCGCCAAUGGCACCAGUGUGAAUGGUGAGACCAUUCCCGCUGGUCGCUAUGUUGAGGUCAUCGAUAAGGAUAUUAUUCGCUUUGGACUGAGCUCGCGCGAAUACGUUCUCAUGUUACCCCCGAGCUAA